GUUGGGUUCGGAAGGAAUGGUGAUGUGUGUUACGAAUGGCACUCAAAAUUGGGAUACUGGACUUACAGUUCUUGCAGUAAUUGAAACAGGACUUGCAGAUGAUCCAUUAAAUUAUCAGUCAAUGAUACAUGCACUUGAGUUUUUAGAUGAUACACAAAUAAAAAAAAAUCCUAAAGAUUCUAAAAGAUGUUAUCGGGAUAACACACUAGGCACUUGGGGUUUUAGUACUCGUGAACAUGGAUAUAAUGUUUCUGAUUGUUCUAGUUUAGGCCUCGAGGCUGUACUUAAUCUUCAAAACAAACUUAGUUAUACACCAAAAUUAGUAUCUAAGGAACGACUUUGUCAAAUUAUUGAUAUAUUAUUAACUAUGCAAAAUUCUGAUGGUGGACAAAUCACUAAAAGAGCAAUUCAAUACCUAUAUAAUUCUCAAGAUGAAAAUGGUGGUUGGUAUGGAUCUUGGGCUAUUUGUUUCACAUAUGCUACUAUGUUUGUUAUACAGUGUCUGAAAAAUUAUGAAGAAACAUAUGAAAAUAGCCUGGUAGUUAAAAAAGGAUGUGACUUUUUAAUUUCCAAACAAAAAGAAGAUGGUGGUUGGGGUGAAUCCUAUAAAUCAUGUGAUACAGAAACUUAUAUACAUCAUGAAAACUUACAAGUCGUAAACACAGCUUUUGCAUUACUUGCUUUAAUGGCAGGGCAAGAUCCCGCUAGAGCUGCUUAUAUUCAAAAUUACGCUAACAAACAAAUUAUGGGUGCUAUGGCUGGUUUAGUUUACAACUUAGAAGUAAUUACCAACCAAAUUACGGCUGCUGAACUCCAUAAUACUAACCUGGAUAGAACUGGAGCAGCGAACUAUGACUUUAAAGAUGGGGCAACUAUGUGGCAGGAACUAACAAUUUAG
This is a messenger RNA of Dentiscutata erythropus, 898 nucleotides long. The record is from the annotation of a GenBank genome assembly. NCBI's taxonomy places the organism in Eukaryota, Fungi, Glomeromycota, Glomeromycetes, Diversisporales, Gigasporaceae.